This is a messenger RNA of Plenodomus lingam JN3, 999 nucleotides long. RefSeq lists its product as uncharacterized. The record is from RefSeq and is a predicted model, not a curated record. Gene Ontology annotation, cellular component: cytoplasm. NCBI's taxonomy places the organism in Eukaryota, Fungi, Ascomycota, Dothideomycetes, Pleosporales, Leptosphaeriaceae. Gene Ontology annotation, molecular function: glutathione transferase activity.
AUGGCUAGCAAAGAAGUUCACAAGUACGGUACCAACGAUGGCUGGCAUGGCGUCAUUGAGGAGGGGGGAGAGUUCCCGCCGGAGAAGGAUCGGUAUCAUCUCUACAUUGGCCUCUUUUGUCCCUUUGCCCACCGUGUGAAUCUAGUCCGGCACAUCAGCCAUCUCCAAGACAUCCUACCCAUAUCCAUCGUCCGCGCCUACCCAAAAGAUGAAGCAGGCUGGCGCUUCGACGAAACGUACCCAGGAUCCACCCCCGACCACCUUUUCAACAGCCGUUUCCUGCACCAGCUCUAUUUCCGCGAUGACCCGGCCUACACGGGAAAAUACAGCGUGCCUGUACUCUGGGACAAGAAAGCCGGCCGAAUGGUCAACAACGAGAGUCUGGAAACGAUGAAAUGGCUCCCGCGCGCCUUCUCCAGCCUCGCGCAAGAAAUCCCCACCAUCCGCACCCUGGACUUGUACCCCUCUGCACUCCGAGGAAAAAUUGACCAAAUCACCCCUUGGCUCACCUCGCUCAUCUGCUCCGGCGUCUACAAAGCCGGAUUCGUCACCGAGCAAUCUGCGUAUGACGCCAAUGUGGUUCCCAUCUUCGCCGCACUCAACAAGCUCGAAGCCAUUGUCCACGCCCACGGCGGGCCCUUUAUCCUGGGUUCCCAAAUGACAGAGUUGGAUAUCCUGGCGUACCCUACCAUCGUUCGCUUCGAUACAAUCUACGUGCAGCAUUUUAAAACAAAUCUGGGCAUGAUUCGCCAUGAUUAUCCCGUGUUGCAUAACUGGCUCAAGGGCUUGUAUUGGAAUACCGAGGGAUUCAAGGAGAGUACGGAUUUUGUGCAUAUCAAGGAGAAUUAUACCAAGAGCCACAAGGAUCAUAAUCCUCAUGGAAUCACGCCAAUGGGGCCGUAUCCGGAUGUGGAGGAGGGGUAUGAGGAGGAUUGGAACAAGUUGAAGCCUGGGCAGGUGAGGCAUCCAAAGGUUUUGGAUGCGAUGAGUAAGCUCUAA